Messenger RNA from Puntigrus tetrazona (Sumatra barb), 5412 nucleotides. RefSeq names its product protein tyrosine phosphatase receptor type Ma (gene ptprma). Gene Ontology annotation, biological process: protein dephosphorylation. Bases 326 to 4858 code for a protein of 1510 amino acids. Gene Ontology annotation, molecular function: protein binding; protein tyrosine phosphatase activity. NCBI's taxonomy places the organism in Eukaryota, Metazoa, Chordata, Actinopteri, Cypriniformes, Cyprinidae. The transcript is spliced from 36 exons. The record is from RefSeq and is a predicted model, not a curated record. Gene Ontology annotation, cellular component: membrane.
GGUUCGGCGCUCCGCUCGCUCCCCGAGUACAGCGCAACUGGUUUUUAGGAAAAGCUCCCGUUAAACGCGUCGAAGUGUCUCCACGGAGCGCGCGGUGAAACUCCACCGGAGACCGACGGCACGGACGCCCCUCUGCUUGCGUCGCGGUGACGUCACGCUCCCCCGGCGGCGCUCCUAAAGUCGGUAACGAGCGGACGGAACAGUUGAGUUCAACUAGUGCAGAGACGCCGACGGGGGUGUAACGUUAACGGCCGCUCAGACUAACGGGAAUAAUUUGGCGCCGAGCGCGAGAGGAGCGCGGGGUGGCGUUCGCGAGACUCCCGCCAUGGAUCGGAGACUUUUAACGGCUUUCCUCUUUUCCUCCGUCAUGUUCGCGAUCUCCGCCGGAGCGGCUCAAGAAUCCCAAGAAGACUGUCUCCUGGAGAAGUCCUACACAGACUGUGGCUAUAGUCAAGGCAAAGACGACGACUUCGACUGGGAGCAGAUCAACAGCAAGCAGAAGCCCUCCUCGGACCCCUGGGUGCCGUCAGACUCGGUGUUCAUGAUGGUCAACACAUCGGGCCGGGCGUCCGGUCAGCGAGCGCAGCUCUACAUGCCGCAGUUUAAAGAGAACGACACCCACUGCGUCAUCUUCCAGUACUACAGCGCCGGCCGAGAGGACUCCAGCCCCGCACAGAUCCUCAUCUACGUGAAGGAGAACAACAGUCCUCUGGGCAUCGCCGUCUGGAACUCGUCCGGUCCGGCGCUGAAGAAGUGGCAGCAGGUGGAGCUGGCCAUCAGCACCUUCUGGCCCAACUUCUACCAGCUGGUGUUUGAGGCGGUGGCGUCCGGGGAACGAGGUCUGCUGGCCGUCAGAGGGAUCUCGCGUCAGGGCCAUCAGUGCAUAAACACGCCUCACUUCCUGCACAUUAAGAGCGUGGAGGUGAACGCCAGGCAGACGGCCACCUUCCAGUGCACCAUUAACGGCCAGCCCAAAGAUCACGUCAACUACAAACUCUGGCUCCAGGGUGGACGCGAGGCUCCGAUGAAGGACACUAAGCCGGUGAACUCCAGACGCUACACGGCCACCUUCGACAUCGUCAACACCACUAAAGGAGACUCGGGCCGCUACCGCUGCAUCGUCCGGUCCGAGAGAGGAGUGGGAGUGUCCAGCUACGGAGCUCUGGUGGUCAAACAGCCUCCGAUCCCCAUCGCUCCUCCUCAGCUGACGGCGGUCGGCGCCACCUAUCUGUGGAUCCAGCUCAACGCUAACUCCAUCAACGGAGACGGGCCGAUCGUGGAGAAGGAGGUGGAGUACCGCACGCUCUCGGGGAGCCUGAUCGACAGCCAGCCCGUCGACAAACCCAACCACAAGAUCGGCCACCUGGACCCCGACACCGAGUACGAGAUCAGCGUGCUGCUCACCAGACCCAACGAGGGCGGCACCGGGGCCCCGAGGCCCCCGCUCAGGGCCCGCACCAAGUGCGCAGACCCCAUGCACGGCCCUCGUCGGCUGCAGGUGGUGGACAUUAAGUCCAAGCAGCUGACGGUGCGCUGGGAGCCGUUCGGGUAUAACGUGACGCGCUGCUACAGCUACAACCUGACGCUCCAGUACCGCUACACGGCUAACGGCAAAGAGGAGACGCGCGAGGAGACGUGCUACGACACCCUGAGCGGCGCUCCACAGCACACCAUCCGUAACCUGCCUCCCUUCACCAACGUCAGCAUCCGUCUGCUGCUGCGCAACCGUGAAGGAGUCAAAGACAGCCAGGAGCUGCUGGUGCUGACCGACGAGGACGUUCCCGGCGCCGUUCCGCAGGAGUCCAUCCAAGGCAGCACGUACGAGGAGAAGAUGGCCCUCAGAUGGAGAGAGCCGCUCCAGACGUACGGCGUCAUCAAACAGUAUGAAAUCUUCUAUAAGGCCGUGAGCUCCUUCGACCCCGAGUUCAAUCUGUCCAAUCAGAGCGGGAAGGUGCUGAAGCUCAGUAACGAGACGUCUCACGUCUUCACGGCUCUGUAUCCCGGCUCCACCUACUCCUUCACCAUCAGAGCCAGCACCGUCAAAGGAUACGGGCCCCCUGCCAUCACUCAGUUCACCACCAAGAUCUCACCUCCUCAGAUGCCGGGAUAUGAGCAGGAGACGCCUCUGAAUCAGACAGACAGCACAGUGACCGUCCUCCUGAAACCAGCUAGGAGCAGAGGAGCACCGGUCAGUGUGUAUCAGGUGGUGGUAGAAGAGGAGCGUCCUCGUCGUUCUCAGAGAGCGGCUGAGAUCCUGCGCUGUUACCCCAUUCCCAUCCACUUCCAGAAUGCCUCGCUGCUGAACUCUCAGUAUUACUUCAGCGCAGAGUUCCCAGCCGCUCGAAUCCAGACGCCGCUGACCUUCACGGUCGGAGACAACCGCACCUACGACAGCUACUGGAACCUCCCCCUGCUGCCCCACAAGAGCUACAGCGUCUACUACCAGGCAGUGAGCACGGCCAACGGGGAGACUAAGAUCGAUUGCGUCCGUGUGGCCACUAAAGCUGCCAUUAUUGUGACUCAGCUCACCACGCCGUAUGUGCGUAUCGCACCCGCUGCCGGCGACAGCCAACUAACAGGUGCCGCCACCCGGAAGCCCGAAGCCGUGGAGCCCGAGAAGCAGACGGAUCACACGGUGAAGAUCGCUGGCGUCAUCGCCGGGAUCCUGCUCUUCGUCAUCAUCUUCCUCGGCGUGGUGCUGGUCAUGAAGAAACGAAGAUCCUAUCACUCCUACACUUACUACCUGAAACUGGCGAAGAAGCGUAAGGAGACUCUGAGCAGCACGAGGCAGGAGAUGACGGUGAUGGUGAACUCCAUGGACAAGAGCUACGCCGAGCAGGGCACCAGCUGCGACGAGGCCAUCUCCUUCAUGGACACACACAACCUGAACGGACGCACUGUGUCCUCGCCGUCGUCGUUUACCAUGAAGACUAACACACUGAGCACGGCCGUGCCCAACUCCUACUAUCCAGACCCCUUCGUGCCGACCGCGAUCUUAGUGCCCAUUAAUGAUGAGAACCACACCAUGAACAGCGAGACCAGCAGCCUGGUGCAGUCGCACACUCACUCCUACAAGAAGCGCGAGGCGGUGGACGUCCCGUAUCAGACGGGUCAGCUUCACCCGGCCAUCCGCGUGGCCGAUCUUCUCCAGCACAUCACGCAGAUGAAGUGCGCCGAGGGUUACGGCUUCAAAGAGGAGUACGAGAUAAAUGAGAGCUUCUUCGAAGGACAGGCGGCGCCGUGGGACUCGGCCAAAAAAGACGAGAACAGAAUGAAGAACCGUUACGGAAACAUCAUAGCAUACGAUCACUCUCGUGUGCGGCUGCAGCCUCUGGAAGGAGAGCAGAGCUCCGACUACAUUAACGCUAACUAUGUAGAUGGCUACCAUCGACCCAAUCACUACAUCGCCACGCAAGGUCCGAUGCAGGAGACCAUCUAUGACUUCUGGAGGAUGGUGUGGCAGGAGAACACGGCAACAAUCGUCAUGGUUACCAACCUGGUUGAAGUGGGCCGGGUGAAGUGCUGUAAGUACUGGCCCGACGACACUGAGAUCUACAGAGACAUGAAGGUGACGCUCAUCGAGACCCAGCUCCUGUCUGAAUACGUCAUUCGAACCUUCGCUGUGGAAAAGCGAGGAGCUCAUGAGAUCAGGGAGAUCCGUCAGUUUCACUUCACCGGCUGGCCGGAUCACGGAGUGCCGUAUCACGCCACGGGGCUGCUGGGCUUCGUCCGCCGGGUCAAAGCCAAGAGUCCAGCCAACGCCGGGCCGAUGGUCGUCCACUGCAGCGCUGGAGCGGGACGCACCGGCUGCUUCAUCGUCAUCGACAUCAUGCUGGACAUGGCGGAGCGGGAAGGAGUCGUGGACAUUUACAACUGUGUGAGAGAACUGCGCUCCCGCAGGGUCAACAUGGUGCAGACGGAGGAGCAGUAUGUGUUUAUCCAUGAUGCCAUAUUGGAGGCGUGUCUUUGUGGCGACACCACGAUCCCAGCCAAUCAGCUUCGCUCUGUGUAUUACGACAUGAACCGCUUGGACCCGCAGACCAACUCCAGCCAGAUCAAAGAGGAGUUCAGAACAUUAAACAUGGUGACUCCGACCCUGCGGGUGGAGGACUGCAGCAUCGCUCUGCUGCCACGAAACCAUGAGAAGAACCGCUGCAUGGACGUCCUUCCUCCUGACCGCUGCCUGCCCUUCCUCAUCACCAUCGACGGAGAGAGCAGCAACUACAUCAACGCCGCGCUGAUGGAUAGCUACAAGCAGCCGUCCGCGUUCAUCGUUACCCAGCAUCCUCUGCCCAACACGGUCAAAGACUUCUGGAGGCUGGUGCUGGACUAUCACUGCACGUCCAUAGUGAUGCUGAACGACGUGGAUCCCGCGCAGCUGUGUCCGCAGUACUGGCCAGAGAAUGGCGUCCACCGGCACGGACCCAUCCAGGUGGAGUUUGUGUCCGCGGAUCUGGAGGAGGACAUCAUCAGCAGGAUCUUCCGCAUCUACAACGCGGCGCGGCCGCAAGACGGCUAUCGGAUGGUGCAGCAGUUCCAGUUCCUGGGCUGGCCGAUGUACCGCGACACCCCCGUCUCCAAGCGCUCCUUCCUCAAGCUCAUCCGACAGGUGGACAAAUGGCAGGAGGAGUACGACGGAGGAGAGGGACGCACCGUAGUACACUGUCUGAACGGCGGCGGGCGCAGCGGCACGUUCUGUGCCAUCAGUAUCGUGUGUGAGAUGUUGUGUCACCAGCACUCGGUGGACGUCUUCCACGCCGUCAAAACACUGAGAAACAACAAACCUAACAUGGUGGAUCUGCUGGAUCAGUAUAAGUUCUGCUAUGAGGUGGCACUGGAAUACUUGAAUUCUGGGUAAGGCUGUAGAGCGGAAGCGUCUGUAAAGUCCCGGACACUGAAAGCGGACGAGGCGAAGUUUCCCUGCACUCUGGACUCUCUCCACGCGCUCGCUCGCGUCUCCCGCUCCUCCACACGUCUCUGGUCUUCGUCUCGUCGCCGGACGCGAGCGUCUUCAUGUCUGUGUGGAAUGCGCAUCACGUGGAUGUUGAUUUGAUCGUGUGUGUUUUUUUUAUGAACCCCGGGCCGAAGGUGCUCGUAUUAUCGCGUCUUUCUGCCUCUCUGUGGUUGUGUUUGUGUGGAACGAUGGAAAAACUGCUGAAGCGUCCCGUCCCGAGAUCCAAAGCUUGUGUUCGUGAUCCUUUCUUUUGUUUAUACUGUAAAUAGAUGAAGUUCACCAGAUAAUUUAUUCAUUGACAAGAAUUUUGUGAAGCACACUGAGUGACAAUCAUGUUUUAAUUUGGUCAUUAUUAUCAUACAGACUCCACAUUUAAUAGUGACCAGAUUGUAUUGUUAACUUUUUAUUUAUCUGGUAUGAAAAAAGCAAACCUAUAAAUACAUAUCUAUAUCUGCCAA